AUGGUAGAGAAAUUGGAGUUGCCAACAGUAAAGCAUCCCCGUCCAUACAAGUUGCAAUGGCUAAGUGAAGGAUCUGAGGUAAAAGUCAAUCGACAAGUUACUAUUCCUUUUUCCAUUGGAUCUGUUAAUGAAGAUAAAAAUGUCUGUGAUGUUGUCCCUAUUGGGAAGAAGGUCGCUUUGACUUCUCUGAAAGCUAGUGAGUUACUGAAAAUCAAUAAGAAAGACCAGCCCAAGCCUUUAUUUAUGUCACAAACUGAAGUUGAAGAAGAGUUAACUGGAGGCUCUCCAGUUAUGAUGUUACUGGUGCUAGAGCGUACUAGAGAAAAGGAGCUCACUGGAGUCCCCAGUCUCCUAAAGUCUUUAUUGAAGGAAUUCACUGAUGUUUUUCCAAAAGACUUACAUGAAGGGUUACCGGCAGUAAGAGGUAUUGAACACCAGAUUGACCUGGUUCUAGGGUCAGUUCUUCCAAACAAAGCUGCUUAA
This is a messenger RNA of Erigeron canadensis, 483 nucleotides long. RefSeq lists its product as uncharacterized. The record is from RefSeq and is a predicted model, not a curated record. NCBI's taxonomy places the organism in Eukaryota, Viridiplantae, Streptophyta, Magnoliopsida, Asterales, Asteraceae. The coding region runs from base 1 to 483 and encodes 160 amino acids. The transcript has 2 exons.